Molecule: messenger RNA, 2493 nt
Organism: Cylas formicarius (sweet potato weevil)
Lineage: Eukaryota; Metazoa; Arthropoda; Insecta; Coleoptera; Brentidae
Product: Bardet-Biedl syndrome 7 protein homolog
Exons: 12
Coding region: 134-2353 (739 amino acids)
Biological process (GO): intracellular transport; intracellular protein localization; cilium assembly
Cellular component (GO): membrane; neuron projection; ciliary basal body
Molecular function (GO): protein binding
Source: RefSeq, a predicted model, not a curated record
UAAAAAAUUCCAAAAUCACAGAACGCGGUCGAUAAUACGCGUUUGUUUGUAAUCGGCGGUUGUCAUGGAAGCGCCAUCUGUUAAAAUGCCGACGUGGUUUUCUUAACGUGUUGCUGCGAUUUGUCCCUUCGCCAUGGAAUUUAAUUUGCGUCGAGUUGACUACACGCUGGUGGGCGUCACGAACAAAAGUUGUUUGAGGCUGCUACCUUCCGCAGCCCCAAGGGAACAGCAAAAGGUCGCUGUCGGAGACACCGACGGCACCUUGCAAGUGUUUACCGUGCGUAAGGACGACGUCCAAACGCAAUUCAAAACGCUUCCCGGAUCCGCGAUUACGUCGGUGCAAACUGCGGGGGCUACAGGUACCGCCGACGAGAAAAUAUUCAUCGCAAUGGGGAACGAAAUCAAAUGUUUCACGGGAAAGGGCAAACUAUUUUCGGUUUUCGACUCCGGAAUGACCGAACAAAUUACUGCGAUGUUCGUCAUCGGCAACGAAAUGCUAAUGUGUGGGAAGCACGUGUACGCACAUUUCAGGGAUCACAAAGACGUGGGCUCGUACCUCUGUGGUGACGUCAUCGUGGACGUGGUCGCGUUCUACGCGCCAAAGACAAGACGGUUGACGUCUUUGAUCGCAUGCGAGGGCCGCAUGAUCCGCGUUCUAGAACACACGAGAGUGACGUACAGCAUGGAGGUUGAAAGCUCGCCGACCGUUCUCCAUGUCUAUGACGAGGACGGUGUGAUCACGGUGCUUUUCGGAACUAUUGACGGUCGAAUCGGCAUAGUAGAUGUAGAAAAUUUGCACGGAUUCCGCCGGUGGCUUAUCGCAAACGACAAAAGCGCGAGCCCGAUUUCUUGUAUCGACAGUUACGAUCUGAGUGGGAACGGAACGAAAAACGUCAUCGCGUGCAAACAAGACGGCAACAUAGAAGUAUACCGGGUCAACGUUCACGACGAAAUGGAUGCUUCGGUGAUCGUAUUUUUGCAAAAUUGCAACGAGAUGGUGACGGGCGUACAGUGCGGCGUCGUAGCUGCAGCGGGGUACGACGAAAUCUUAGUGGCGACGUACAGCGGUCGCAUUUUCGGCCUCACGACGCAAGCCGCGGAAGUUAACGUAGACGGCGCCACCGGCGCUUACGUAUGUUCAUCCGAAACCGUACAAAAAAUUGACAAGCUCAGGGGCGAAAUCGAGGAACUACACUUGAGGGUGUCGCGGGAACGGGACAAGUACCAAAAGUCGACUUUGACCUAUUCCGAUGAAUUUUCCGCCAUACCGCCGCUAUCGGUCAACUCGUCGUUCACCUUAAACAAAAGUAACGCGACGCAUACGAUGUCGGUGGAAGUGCCUGCGGCCAUAGAGAACGUCAUGGUGCAUUGCGACGGUGGCGUGGAUUUGCUGGACGCAGAAAAAACGACGGCCAUAGUGAGUCGCGCUCAAACUACGGUUCGUAUUCAUUUUGCGGAAUCCCGCCCCCGAAAAUAUCGCCUAAGCGUUUCUCAGGACGCGGACGUUCUCUUGGCCACCUACCGGUGUCAGGUCGAUACUAAUCGCAUCGAAUUGAAAUUUCGUACGGUAGAGGGGAGAACCGGUACGCUGCUGGUAUACAUCACGCCGGUUCUGCAACCGAAAUGCAGCAAACUUUUACGGUUCGACGUAAAACCCCUAUCGUUGCACUACAGAAUUUAUAAAUUCGACCACACAGACAGACCUUACAACCAGCUCAACGUUAAAGGGUCAUUUAGUUUAGGCGAAAUGCAUAGCUGGAUAGGCCAGUGUUUGCCCGAGACACCCGAAAAGCCGGAAAUAACCGGUAACACUGUUUUGUAUUAUAAGUCGAGUUUAACGGACACCCUGUUGUCCUGUUCAUACCAAAAGGGAGAGGCGGAGUUUGAGUCGGAAAACGUGUUCACUCUUUCAGUAGUUAAAGAUUUUCUAGCGAAAAAGGCAACGGAAAAGAGAACCAAAAUCGAAUUCAAAUACGGCAUUAACGAUGAGAGCGUAAACCAUGUCAUCAAGCUAAUAGAGCCAAAGUUGCUCGGUCACCAACAAACGUUGCGCGAUUUCGCGCUGUUGGCAGCCCUGGAGGAGUUAGAAAUCACGGAAGAGGAAAAUUUAAAAUAUCUCACUCCCAAAUACCGGUGUUUACUGGACCGGAAAAGGGAUAUUAAUGACAGUUUCAAGAAUUUCCCGCAGCAGUCGGAUAUAUUAGCGGAUACUAUCGUUAAUUUGUAUUUGGAAUACAACCGAUUUAAGGGUCUGAGCGGGAAAUACAAAGCGAAAAGAAUAAGGGAAUGCUUAGACCCUUAUUCGUUCGAAAAGCUGAUCGACGUAUUUAAACCGAAUUUAGUGUACGUUUAAUCAAAUAUACGAUUUAACUCCCUUGACCUUUUUUUUAUUUCCACCUUGAAUUAUUUUUGCCAGAACCAUUGUCGUGGCCUUCGUUUAGUGCCACAAGGUCUUCGUCCAUGAGCAGUUGAAAGUCCCCCAACGCCUCUGGU